Messenger RNA from Diaporthe batatas, 3193 nucleotides. RefSeq lists its product as uncharacterized. The coding region runs from base 142 to 2946 and encodes 934 amino acids. The record is from RefSeq and is a predicted model, not a curated record. Gene Ontology annotation, biological process: regulation of DNA-templated transcription; DNA-templated transcription. Gene Ontology annotation, molecular function: DNA-binding transcription factor activity, RNA polymerase II-specific; DNA binding; zinc ion binding. NCBI's taxonomy places the organism in Eukaryota, Fungi, Ascomycota, Sordariomycetes, Diaporthales, Diaporthaceae. The transcript has 7 exons.
UGAGGACACCCCACAGCUCCACAUCCUUCUUCCUGCGUCCUCCGAGUCCAUAGCUCGAGCCUGAUUCAGCCUCUACAUGACCACGAUCGGGCCCGGAGAUCCGGAAGCUCUGAUACUAUUCAUCGGCCGCCCGACAGGAUUAUGGACAACUCCCUCAGGGGGCAGAGCAAGAUCAGGAAACGCGCAGCAAAGGCCUGCCUUGCCUGCCGAGCACGCAAAGUCCGCUGCGAUGUCUCACAAAGGGGCCGACCAUGUAUGAACUGUUAUCUGGAUAAUGAGACCUGUGUUGUUACCACUCGAGCAACCAGACGCAAAAAGCAGAAAGACGACGGGAGCAAUGCGGGCGCCUCGGGGACGCCCGUUGAGCCUCCCAAUGACUCGCAGAGGCGCGUCUCUGCAGAAUCGACGUCAGCCGUCGAAAAUGUGCGAGACGCGAAUAUGUCUGCUGGCACCGCGUCAGACGCUGCGGGUGGAAAUCUCGAAACUGUCUUUCAUGAGCCCCCCAGGACGACCGCCGCAGAGAGCAAUGGCGCCAAACUGGCCUUCCACACGCCAGACAUCAACGUGCAACGGCUCUCGAUGCCGCUGCCGCCUCUGCAGAACUACCCGCCCGCCCGAGCAGGACUCCAGUGGAGCGGAGAACAGAGCACGAGGUUCGGUGCCGACAUCACCUACACGUACUAUCCGUUUAUCGAGUUGAAUAACCUCGCGGCUAUCCCGCCUCAGGAUGUCAACUACCUGGAGCUGCAGGGCUGCUUGCGGGUGCCAAUUAGGACCAUCCUGGAUGAGUUUGUGAAGCAGUUCUUCCUGCACGUACAUCCCAUCAUGCCAUUACUAAACGAGGGGGACUUCUGGGAAAUGUAUGCUUCUCAAACUCAGGGAACACAUGUGUCGACGAGGCUAUCGCUACUCAUGAUGCAGUCCAUGUUGUUCUCGGUUUGCGGUUAUGUGCCUCGGAAUAGCAUAAAGGCUCUGGGGUUUCCAGAUGUCAAAGUCGCCAGAUCUUCAUUCUACCGUCGAGCAAAGCUUCUUUUCGAUUUUGAAAGCGAGUACAGUCCUCUUGCCGUCGCUCAAGCGGCCCUCCUACUGUCAUCUUGGUCAACAAACCCGACCGGACACAACACUCGCGUCAGCAGCAGUUGGCUUAGCACCUCGAUCCAGCAAGCGCGAAUCGCCGGUGCCCACCGUUACUCCUCGUUACAACAGGCCCAGUGGCCCCAGUCUCAGCGAUCGGAGGUUCUCAGGCAUCAGAAUUCACUCAAGAGGCUUUGGUGGUGUAUCAUCCUCCGCGACCGGAUCAUAUCACUCAUGUUCCGCACAUGCAUCCAAGUCACCAGGGCGCAUUUCGACUUCGACGACGAGGCACACGCGCCCUUGGAUGUUGCGGACAUGGCAGACGAGAUUGAGCGAAGCCGGGUGUAUAACUCGGGGACAAAGAAAUCCUUGAUAGAUAUGUUGGCCCACCACUUUCGGCUCAUGGUCGCGUUCACAGAUCUCCUUGAGUUUGUAUGGCCGCUUAACGAAUCACCACAGUGGGAAAAGAGAUACGGAGAUGAGGAGGCUGUCAAAAUCGAGCACUGCAAGGCCCAGAUGAGAAGCUGGUAUCAACGAGCUACGGCGAGAUUCCCCAUGCCAAAGGCCGGGAUAUCUGCGAGGCGUAGCAUGGCUGGCGGAGGCAGAUUGGCUGGCGACUUUCACCACGAUUCCGUCGUGUUGUACACCAACCUGAUGUACAUCACUUAUCAUUCCGCUGUGACACGACUGUGCCACCUUGAGUGCCUCCAAUUAACGCUGGCAGCGAUAUCAAAUAAAUCGGGCAGCACGUUCCCAGAUCCAUCAGUAUUGUCCAAGAAUGGAAUAGAGAUACGAGAAGCGGCUUCUGGGGCCGUACUAUGUCUGCAGGAGCUCAUAGAACUUCGCUUGUCAAAGUGGCUGCCCAUCAGCGUGACAUCGUGCACAUCACUUCCUCUUAUCCUUCACGUUAUUGACGCGAAGAUUCCUUCGCAGCACGGUCCCAAACUGCCGCCCAGCCUCAACGACCUUGUGGAAGCCGUAAGAAACUACCAGUCGGCCCCAGACAGUCUGGACUGGAUGUACGACGCAGUCCGAGGCAUUGUCAGCCUCUCACAGCUUCAGGAUUCGAGCCACUUCUCAAGCCCGUCCUCCCUGACAGCCGAGAACCUGGGCGCAGUCAACAGCAGCACCUCGGCGUCCACGUCCGAGCUCGCGUGUCACCCUAGCGUACACCUGCGCCUCGCCCUGGUGAUGGACGCGGACCUGAAGAGGGGCAAAUCGCUCAACACGAGGGAUUUAUCAGCGGGGAUAGCCCGGCUCUUUUCGAGCGACAGCGUCAACCGCAUCAGGGCGCUCAUCAGCCGAGCCCCCCAGCAGCAGCAGAAGCACACGCCCUCGGCCGGCGGCGUCUCGCGUGGUGUCCAGUCCGGCUCGAGCAGCUCGGACAACCCCUACAAUAUCUCGAGGAGGGAGGCGCUGCUCAACUGGGGCCAUGGCGACCAGUCCAUGAUAUUUGCCAUCGAGCUGGGCCUCGUGCCCGCAGAGCCGGCGGCGGGCGGCUACAGCAGCGACGACUCGGCGAGCGCCAUGUCUGUUGGGUCGGACGAUGAUGAUGACGCCGCCCCGGCGUCGACGGGACAGGGCUCUGCGCUUGCCCACCGUGGAGCCGCUGACAGUAUGGACUGGAGAGAGGUUGCAGCACAGGCCUUUGCCGAGACUGGGGAUAAUGUUGAGAGGGACAUGCUGGGUGCUUUUAUCUUCCGGGACCAGGCGCUUGGACCUGAAGCUGGGUAUCAUGUGGUAGAAGAUUACGGCGGGCACGUUGGCGCUGUGGGCGACUUUGGCGAGCCAGCUGCGCAUGGGGCACAUGAUUCUGAGGACGACGAUGGCGAUCUGGAUACGCAUGAUGCAAUACUUGGUGUGGUGGCUUAGGUCAAGUGGUUCGCGGAUGAUUUCCGGUGGUUGAUCCCCUGUGUAAACAAUACUGGUGCAGCCUUGCUUGAGAAGGUCUUUAUGGCUCCCAUACCAUUGCUACUUGCCUGAACGGCCUUGAAGUAUGUACAUGGAGCUGAAGAAUGUCAAUGUUCCUGAUGGACAGGUCACCAACAGCAAUUUUCAGAGACCGGCUGUACCUAGGUACCUCGCGUGCACACUGGCAGUGGAUAAUGCAACACACAGC